Messenger RNA from Orbilia oligospora ATCC 24927, 3903 nucleotides. RefSeq lists its product as uncharacterized. The coding region runs from base 1 to 3903 and encodes 1300 amino acids. Lineage: Eukaryota; Fungi; Ascomycota; Orbiliomycetes; Orbiliales; Orbiliaceae. The record is from RefSeq and is a predicted model, not a curated record. The transcript has 4 exons. Gene Ontology annotation, biological process: RNA 3'-end processing. Gene Ontology annotation, molecular function: nucleotidyltransferase activity.
AUGGAGGACGUGGCGAAUUUAUCAGGAGGUCAUCCUUCAACCUUAUUGUCGGCUCCCUCCAGCGUCUCUUCUUCCUCUGCUCAGGUUUCCACCGACCCUCAGUCACCUACAAAUCACCGAAGACGCUAUACCGGCUCUUCUAUUCCUCUUCGACCCGACGGUCCUCUUCCACCGGUACUCUCUAAUGGAUUUACUCCGGUAGCAGCACCAUCUAUUAUCGGACCAGGAGGAUUUGAGUCGGUGGAUCGAUUUCGGUCGAAUUUUGGGUAUCCUUCGCAGUACAGUGGGGCUGCUGGUUCGCAAAACCAACGUCAGGGACGACCUGCAGGUCUCAGACAUUCGAGUCCGCACAACCACCAAAGACGUCAAUCACGAUCAUCCGAUAGGGAUGUUUUCCAGCCCGAGCUUGGAGGAUUUCUGAAUUCAAGCUGGAGCAGCAACAAUUCUGUACGAUUGGCAAAUUCCUCUCUAGGUCCUCGUCAUAGUAUAGCGAACCUACAGGCGAACAAUAAAUCUGAGGUUAUGUUGCCAGCUCAACCACCUUCCUCCAGACCACAAUACCGGAACCAACGAUCGAGUUACACAAUGUCGAACUCCAUGCCGUCUACUCCACGCCAUCCUCGAACACGACACGACGCUGGGAAGUCCCGUUCUCCAUCCCCUACCCCCUUUACCCUCGACUCUCCUCGUUCGGCAGCGUCCGACCCCAGCACCCACCCUACAAUACGUUCUAGAUGCCAGUAUGAAAGCGGAUUGGUUCUACAACGUAGAAGGAUACAAUACUCGAUAGGGAGCGAUCCUUUGCCGGAACAGAAGCCGCCGAAAGAUUCCUUGUCGACUGAAGAUGAGAAAAAGCUUACGGCUGACCUGGAAAAUCUAUACUCCGAACUUCUUCCCUCAGAAGAGAGCAACGAAAGAAGACGGAAAUUCCUUGAAAAGCUUGAGAAACUGUUGAACGACGAAUGGCCCGGUCAUGAGAUAAAAGUUCGGCCUUUUGGCUCCACGGAGAAUAGACUCUGCUCGACGGAUUCGGAUGUUGAUGUCUGCAUCGUAACGGAUUUCAAGGACCUUGAAAAUGUCUGCUUGUUGGCAAAAGUUCUAGGAAAACAUCGCAUGGAGCGUAUCGUCUGUGUUCAGAAUGCGAAGGUGCCCAUCGUCAGAAUAUGGGAUCCAGAGUAUAAGGUACAAUGCGACAUGAACGUCAACAACACGCUUGCUCUGGAGAACACAAGGAUGGUCAAGACCUACGUUGAUAUUGAUCCGCGAGUCCAGCGCCUAGCAAUGAUCAUUAAGUACUGGGCAAAGCAGAGAAUAUUGAACGACGCUGCUGGCGGAGGAACGCUUUCAUCCUAUACCUGGAUUUGCAUGAUUGUUAGUUUUCUUCAAACACGAGAACCGCCAAUACUACCGUCGCUACACCAACGUGAGCAUAAAAAACGGCCACCGCAGAACGGGGUGGACGUAUCGUUCGAUGAUGAUAUCGAAGCCCUCCGCGAUUUCGGUAAGGCAAAUACCGAGAGUUUAGGAUCUCUUUUAUUCAACUUUUUUAAGAGAUAUGGAUAUGAAAUCGAUUUUGAAAAGAGUGUUAUUUCGAUUCGUAUGGGGAGGCUCAUCUCAAAGACCGAGAAGAAGUGGGAUGCCUUGCUUGGGAACCGGUUAUGUGUGGAGGAGCCUUUCAGUAUUGCAAGAAAUCUAAGCAAUGGAGCCGACGACAAUGCAGUUCGAGGGAUCCAUGAAGAGUUUAGAAGGGCAUUCAAGCUGUUGGCUGAAGCACCUCCAAACCUCACAGCUUGGAGUGAGGAAUAUAUCUUCCCUAAGGAAGAGUUACCUAGUGCUUCGGAUUUCGUCAAACCAGCGUCCCGGCCUAUUCAGAUGACCAGGAGUAAUUCCGCUAACAAAGGGAGAUCGAAUGACAACGGAAGAGCGAGAAACAGGCAUUUUGGCGGCUAUCCCAAUCCUCGGAAUGGUACAUUCAAUAGUCGUAGAGCGUCUAGCGGAUCUACAUUUUCCAAUACCAACCUACCAAUAACGGCGCAUUUGCUAAAUGGGCCAGGAGGGUAUCAGUUUGUGCCGAAUCCAGAUGGAACGUUCUCCUACCCUACUGUGGAGACACUUUCCAAGCCCAUAAUAGACGUUCAACACGCUUAUAGACAGAACGUAAUUGCACGUCAGAAUCUUCUUAAUACGCUGGCUCAAACUACGGCAGCUACCCAAGCGAUGAACGCACACGCAUUGAAUGUUCAGGCGAAUAGCCAAUUGGAUGCGAUUACAAAACAGCAGCAACACCAGGCGCAGACUAACCUUCUGGCGGCCCAGGCUCAGUAUCAAGCCUUUGGCUAUCCCACAUACUUGUUGUACCCACCGACGCUUCUCUACCUCCCCAAUGCAAUAAAUGACUACAGCGCGAAUAUUGCAGCGGCAGCGACAGCUCAGCAAACCAGUCUCGAUCAACGACUGAACCGAACGAAAAACCUCCAACCUGGCGGGCCGAGAUCACGCUCGCAACCUGCACCGCACAUAGAUCCAGGCACAAGACAAGUACCCAGCGUUUUUCACCCUGAAUCUAUUGCAGAUAGUCAAGAUUUGGGAGGUAGUGAGAGCAUAGCUACGGCUUCUAGUACAUCUGAGCAGCCACAUACACCUGAGUCGCAUACAGGAGAAGACAGCUUUGGGGACUACUAUGGUUACUAUUACCCUGGCCAGGACGUCACGGCUGGCGCUACGCCUGAUCUAUUUGUCAAUCAAAAGGACGUAGUAGAACACCAGGAACGGCUCUCAAAGGAUAAGAUGGCUCCAUCCAAAUUUAGCGACCAUCGACGGCCGUCCCAGCCGCCCUCCCCGAUCACAACUGCCAAUCAUUCAAGAUUUGCCCAGAAUCAAGACGCCAUUUGGUCAUCUUCGGAAGGCGAUGGUGAAAGGUCCAUAUCACAAGAUUCGUUCGAUGAAGAACCGAGACAACGUGGCCCGGUCAUUGUGAACGGUUCUGCUAGCAGUGUCCCAGUGACCCCGCCAUUUGACAACGAUGAUUCCCCGCAAGUUAGUGUACAUGGAGACUCUCCGCCCGGAGAAAGCAUGUACUCUAACCCGACUGGGUUCUCGGAUGCCUACAUUAAUCCGUAUACUGGGCAUCAAAUACCAUUCCCGUCAUUCUUGCAUUUUCCUUCCCCAUAUCCUACGAUGCCUAUAGCGAACUUCGACCCUCAUAACGGCCAAAAGCUAAGACACCGUCAAGCAACGCAGCAGCAACAACAGCAACAGCAGCAAUAUGGACGGCAACGUGAAGUUGAACAGGCUACAUCCACGUUAAGAAACGCUGACCAGAGGCAGCCGCACCUUGACCUUGCUACCCCGAACCAUACCCAACCGGUCCGAGAGACGAAACAGACAUCUCCAACAAAGGAUAAGCGAGGCACUACAAGUAGCUCCAAUGAUGUUCAAGCCAACCCAAAACAGACUGGGAACGCACUCGCUUCAAAUUGGAAGAAUUCCUCGCCGAAAAACGGUUCUGGCAAAAAAGCGAAGCAACCUGGUAGCGAAGCCGAUAACUCGUCGGAGGACGGGAAUACAACUGCCAAACAAACAGCGCCGACGAACCAUUCGAGUAGGUCAGGAACAGUGCGGGCAAAAUCAAUGGUGGAUGCCAUCCAGGCUAUCACUAAGUCUGCUAGCACGGCCGGCCAAAAUUCCACUCCCCACAACUCUAAGUCAAGCUCGACAUCUUCUACCUCUACUAAGCCAGACGACAGCCCCAUACCAGCGAACCAGAGCCAAAACAAUACUCAUUCUAAGCAGAAGGAGUGGAAUAAGAACUCUCAUAAGCGAAAGGGUGGUAAUAAGAAGAAGCGAGCUACAGCAAACACAGAUACAGCGAUCGCUACUGGAGACGACCGCAAAGGUGGAUAG